UCGUACGGGAAAGGUCUACUGUUGGGAUCUCAUUGGUAUUGCUUAAAAGAAUUGGCCUCAUGAUGAAGUUUGUGGUGGCGCUCGCAGUCCUGGCCGUGGCAGUCCUGGCGUCGGCUCGGCCAGACGUCCUGGACUUCGAGGGCGAGGAUCACCAGCACCAGCAGGAGGGAGACGCCGGGGAGCACGUGGAAGGGUCUUACAGCUGGACGUCCCCCGAAGGCGAGGAGUUCCACGUCCAGUACGUGGCCGACGAGGACGGCUACCGGGUGCUGGAGUCGAACGCCGUGCCCGUGAACCACGACGGGAUGGCGGCGGACGGCAACCAGGGAGCCUUUGGCGAGGAAGAAGGAGAAGGAGAUCUAACCUUUUUCCCACUUAUUGCGAACAAUAUUACGGUCCUGCAGUUUAAUGCAAAUAAAAAUCAGUUUGAGCACACAUGUGAUCUGUUGGUGUAA
This is a messenger RNA of Penaeus vannamei (Pacific white shrimp), 455 nucleotides long. RefSeq names its product cuticular protein 47Eg-like. The record is from RefSeq and is a predicted model, not a curated record. NCBI's taxonomy places the organism in Eukaryota, Metazoa, Arthropoda, Malacostraca, Decapoda, Penaeidae. Gene Ontology annotation, cellular component: chitin-based extracellular matrix. Gene Ontology annotation, molecular function: structural constituent of chitin-based larval cuticle.